AACUACCGGAAAUGAAGCCGCAGAAGAAGAAAUUAGCAACAGAGAGGCAUUAUGGGUAGUGUUUCUUUAAACGAUGCGUCUCUCUACAGCUAACUUGAUAAACAACUACAUUUCCCGUGUAUCUUGUCAUGAACCCACAAAACUGGAAGCAGUAAUGGAAUUUCCUGAAGAUUUCAAUCAGCUUGAGCUUCUGAAUACACACGGGCACCUGAUCCCCCGAGGGGCCAGCAGCCUGUGGACUGGUAGCAAGGAUGAGGAGGAAGAUGUGGAAGAUGAGGAGGAGGACCGCAGUGAGGAGUGGUAUCUAAAAAAAGAAGAAAGUCUCAGAGACAGACCAAAGGAGCUGAUUCUGUGGGCGGCGGAAAAUAAUCGCCUUUCAACAGUUAACAGGUUGUUAACUACUGAUCCGUUACUGGUCCACUGCUGUGACGAGGACGGUUACACUCCACUGCACCGCGCAGCAUACAGCGGUCAUGUUGACGCAGUUUCUGCUUUACUCGCCGCCGGGUCGAAGGUUAACCCUUGCACCAUAGACGGCUGGACGCCCCUCCACAGCGCCUGUCGCUGGAGCCGCGUCACUGUGGCGAGUCUCCUCCUGCAGCAUGGAGCCGAUCUGAACGCCCAGACCAACGGUGGCCUCACGCCACUACACCUGGCUGCUUCUCAUGCCAGCUCCUUAAAAACAGACUCAGCUCACACGUUGGAGCUCCUCCUGUCUCAGCGACACCUGAAGCCAGGCCUUCGCAGUAGUAGCAGGGAGACGGCCAGUGAGGUGGCCCGACGUAGUGGCCCCCAUCACUUCCUGUUUGAAAUGGUAGAAGACUGUGUCAAUGCGGUGCCCAUGUCAUGAAUGAAAAUAUAGGUGUACACAAUUUCUCACAUUUAUCUUUUUACCCUCAUCCAAUAUUUGCAAGUAGAAUGGACAGCAGGUACAUCAAAGUUUAUUUUGUAGAUACUGAGAAGACAUGAACUUGAGCAUUGUAUUAAUUGCCAUUCAUUAUUUGAACUUGUAUAUAUGCAUGAAACUGGUCAUUAAAAAUGACUUAGGCUGUACUACUUGAGGAGAUGCAACUGGGCUUAAAAUGUCUACUUAAAUAAAUCAUAUGAUGUUGUGGUUUG
Scatophagus argus is the source of this 1119-nucleotide messenger RNA. It is a transcript of the gene ankrd49, whose product is annotated as ankyrin repeat domain 49. NCBI's taxonomy places the organism in Eukaryota, Metazoa, Chordata, Actinopteri, Scatophagidae. The coding region runs from base 74 to 850 and encodes 258 amino acids. The record is from RefSeq and is a predicted model, not a curated record. The transcript is spliced from 3 exons. Gene Ontology annotation, molecular function: protein binding.